GCAGCGGGCCACCGGGCGGAGCAGCAGGCACCGGGCCCCCAGGCGGAGCAGCAGGCACCGGGCCCCCAGGCGGGGCGAAGGGCACCGGGCCCCCUGGUGGGGCGACAGGCAUCGGGCCCCCAGGCGGGGCGACAGGCAUCGGGCCCCCAAGCGGAGCGGCGGGCGCCAGGCCCCCAGGAGGGGCAACGGGCAUCGGGCCCCCAAGCGGAGCGGCGAAAUCGGGCCCCCAGGCGGGGUGACAGGCAUCGGGCCCCCGGGCGGGGCGACAGGCAUCGGGCCCCCGGGCGGGGCGAGAGGCAUCGGGCCCCCGGGCGGGGCGACAGGCAUCGGGCCCCCGGGCGGGGCGACAGGCAUCGGGCCCCCAGGCGGAGCGGCGGGCGCCGGACCCCCAGGCAGAGCGACAGGUCUCGGGCCCCCAGGCGGAGCGGCGGGCGCCAGACCCCCAGGCGGAGCGACAGGUCUCGGGCCCCCAGGCGGAGCGGCGGGCACCGGACC
Molecule: messenger RNA, 495 nt
Organism: Staurois parvus
Lineage: Eukaryota; Metazoa; Chordata; Amphibia; Anura; Ranidae
Source: the annotation of a GenBank genome assembly